Paramecium sonneborni is the source of this 1681-nucleotide messenger RNA. The record is from the annotation of a GenBank genome assembly. NCBI's taxonomy places the organism in Eukaryota, Ciliophora, Oligohymenophorea, Peniculida, Parameciidae.
AUGCCAAUUAGAUAUGUAGAUGUACUAACAGUGGAGUAAGCAUUAAUAAAAGCUGGAAAUGGACAUAAAUUCUAAAUAAGAGCCAUCAUCAUAAUGAGCUUAUAGUAUAUGGUUGCAGGAAUGUUUCACAUUGCUAUAACGGAAUUGUAUUUUCAUCAAACUCAAUAUAAAUGCAUAGACCAACAAUAUAACUUAUAUUAAUGUAGUGAGGUGGAAUUUUGCAAAUAAUAUUCUUCAGAAGAUAUAGACAAAGAAAAAAUAACAUUUGCAUCUCAAUUAGGAGAUAUAAUAUAAUUCUUUUAGUUAGUUUGCAAUGACAAAAUAAUAAUAUUAAUUCUCAUAACAUCUUAUUAUUUGGGUGGAUGUAUAGGAUCUUUAUAUUAUGGAGAGCAAAUGGAAAUACGAUAAGGAAGAAAGUAAUAUUGAUUAUUAUUAGAGAUCGAUUAUGAUUGAAACUUUGGCCUUAUUGGGAUUUACAUGUUGUUCAACUAUAUUAAUACCAAAUGCAUAUUUGUUGAGUGUAGCAUUAUUUUUUGCAAAUUUCUUUUUGAGAGGAUUUUUGAAUUCCUCAAUGAUUUUAUUUUUCGAAAUAUCAUCUGAAAAUCUAUAGAAAUUGAGUCCUUCAAUAUUAUUAACAGCUUAUGGAAUAGGAACUAUUAUAUCACCAGUUAUAAUUGAAUCAUUUUAAUUAAAUUGGUAAUAAAGUAUGUUAAUUGUAUUUGGUGGACCAGCAGUAAUGUUUUCAGUUCUUAUUAAAUUUAUGUAAGAAUCACCAAGAAUUCUUGUUAUACGAAAGAAAUAUCAUGAAGCAAAGAUUGUUCUUUAAAUUAUCAGUUAAUGUAAUGGUAGAGAAAUGCCAAAAGAUUGGAUGUUAGAAGAAGAAGUAAGAGUAAAUGAACUUAAAGAAAAAAUGCAAGAAAUUACUUAAUAAUUUGGUGUGAGGGAGGUAGCCAAAGGAUAUAAUUUUUCGUAAUAAUUUGUGUUUUAAUUAUAGUUCCAUAUUUCGUUAUAACUCAACCAGAGUUAGAAUGUUUUGUCUUCUUUAUUUGUAUUCAGUAAUAAUUAUAGGAUAAUUUUAAACUUCAAAAGAAAUAGAUGCAUUUUCUAGGUUAGAUAGAUAAAAAACUGAGUUACUAUUAGCAACUGUAGCUACUGUAGGAUAUCUAAUCAGUGGUUAUGCAGGUUUAAAUUAUAAUAGAAAAGACGUUUUGAAGAUUGUUCUGGGUGUUAGUGCUUUGUUUAAUUUUCUAUAUGCGAUUUUCCCUAUUUUUCAAUUAAGUACAAAUGCCCUAGCAUUGAUAUCAUUUUAUGAUAGAUUCUUACAUACUAUUGUUAUGAUGGUUUUAAUUAUGUGUAGAUUAGUUUUGAGUUUUGGAUGUGCUUUUAUUAAUGUAAAAUAUUUAAUCUAAAAUAGAUAUAUGCUUUAGAAGUAUUUCCUACAUCAUUAAGACAUUAUGGUUUUUCAGGAAUGGUUUUCUUAACUGAAUUCUUAUUCAUCUUUUAAGAUACAUAUGUGAUCUUUUGUCAUACUUUUGGAUUGAAUACAUCUAUUGGUAUGUUUUUCUUAUUGUUAUGUGGAAUGCUGACUCUAAAUAAAUUAAGAGAAACCUAUGAUUAACCAUUAAAAGAAAAUGUUGAAGAAAUGAAUGAUGAAUUACUUAAUAAUGUAUAUGUUUUAUGA